Molecule: messenger RNA, 531 nt
Organism: Fomitopsis serialis
Lineage: Eukaryota; Fungi; Basidiomycota; Agaricomycetes; Polyporales; Fomitopsidaceae
Exons: 1
Source: RefSeq, a predicted model, not a curated record
UCGAUCCCGCGACUUCCUGUGGAGGUCUGUGAACGGAUCAUCGACCACAUAGCUGCGGGAAUGAUGCUGGCUUAUCGUUACGUAGGCGGCGAGCUACAUCUGUCCACUCUCACAUCCUGCGCGCUCGUAUGCCAAGACUGGUACUACCUGACGUGGUAUCAUCUUCGUCAACGCAUCCAUCUACGAGACCGAAAGGAUGUCCUCUCGCUCUCCAAGACCCUCCGUGCAAAGCCUCGCCUCCGUGAGGUCAUUCAGCAGGUCGUCAUAUCGGGUGCUUCUCCCGGGGAGCAUCGACCGAUCUGGCACCUGGGGACGUUCGCCGCUAUGCUCGCGGGCAAGGCCCCGAGGUUGUCGAGGAUCACCAUUGAAGAUGCUGCGUGGACCAUGGGCUCGGUCCGAAUGGAGGACAUCGGCUACCUAGCUGUGUUCGGCGCCAUUCACACUCUACGCAUCUGCAAUACCUUCUUGUCGAGCGUCGCGCAGCUGGCACACCUUGUCUCAUCGCUCCCGCGGCUUGAGAACUUAUGGUGC